Messenger RNA from Sphenostylis stenocarpa, 1164 nucleotides. NCBI's taxonomy places the organism in Eukaryota, Viridiplantae, Streptophyta, Magnoliopsida, Fabales, Fabaceae. The record is from the annotation of a GenBank genome assembly.
AUGGCCAUGGCUUCUGCAAAACUUAAUACUUUGUCUUCGCAUUGGAUCGCCCACACCACCUUCUCUCCUCGCAGUCGAUCCUCUCCUCGCCGUGUCUCUCUCCCGAUCCGCGCCUCUUACGAAAAUGAACUCGUCCAAACCGCCAAAUCUAUUGCAACUCCUGGGCGUGGAAUUCUUGCAAUUGAUGAAUCAAAUGCAACAUGUGGGAAGCGUUUAGCAUCCAUUGGUUUGGACAAUACUGAGGUGAAUCGCCAGGCCUACAGGCAACUUCUGCUCACCACACCUGGCCUUGGUGAGUAUAUUUCUGGUGCCAUUCUUUUUGAAGAAACCCUUUACCAGUCAACCACUGAUGGAAAAAAAUUCGUGGACUGCCUCCGUGAUGAGAACAUUGUUCCUGGCAUCAAAGUUGAUAAGGGUCUGGUCCCCCUGCCGGGGUCAAACAAUGAAUCAUGGUGCCAAGGGUUAGAUGGAUUGGCUUCUAGAUCUGCUGAAUACUACAAGCAAGGUGCUCGAUUUGCCAAGUGGAGGACAGUUGUUAGUAUUCCAUGUGGUCCUUCUGCAUUAGCUGUUAAGGAAGCAGCGUGGGGACUUGCACGUUAUGCAGCUAUCUCUCAGGACAAUGGUCUUGUGCCAAUCGUAGAGCCUGAAAUUCUUCUUGACGGAGAUCACCCAAUUGAGAGGACAUUGGAAGUGGCCGAGAAAGUCUGGUCAGAAGUCUUCUUCUAUUUGGCUGAAAACAAUGUCAUUUUUGAGGGAAUUUUGCUCAAACCUAGCAUGGUUACACCUGGGGCUGAACACAAGGAGAAGGCUUCUCCGGAAACCAUUGCCAAAUAUACUCUGACCAUGCUUAGAAGAAGAGUUCCUCCUGCAGUCCCUGGAAUCAUGUUUUUGUCUGGUGGACAAUCUGAAGUGGAAGCCACACUAAAUCUUAAUGCAAUGAACCAAAGCCCCAACCCUUGGCAUGUUUCUUUCUCGUAUGCACGAGCUCUUCAGAACACCGUGCUUAAGACAUGGCAAGGACACCCUGAGAAUGUGGAAGCUGCUCAAAAGUCUCUUUUGGUGCGCGCUAAAGCAAAUUCCUUGGCUCAACUUGGAAGAUAUUCUGCGGAGGGUGAGAGUGAAGAGGCAAAGAAGGGAAUGUUUGUCAAGGGAUAUACCUACUAA